UCCAUGGGUAAAUCUCAAAGCAAACUCUCCCCAGAGCAACUCGCUGACCUCCAAAAGAAUACAUACUUUGACAAGAAAGAGUUACAGCAAUGGUAUAAGGGCUUCCGGAAAGAUUGCCCAUCAGGCCAUCUCGACAAGACUGAAUUCAGUCGAAUAUAUAAACAGUUCUUCCCCUUUGGCGACCCGUCGGAAUUCGCCGAUUAUGUCUUUAAUGUUUUCGACGAGAAUAAGAACGGCACCAUCGAUUUUAAAGAGUUCAUCUGUGCUCUCAGCAUCACAAGCAGAGGCCGAUUAGAUGAAAAGCUCAAAUGGGCCUUCCAACUAUAUGAUAUAGACAAGGACGGCACCAUCACCUACGACGAGAUGUUGCAAAUCGUGCAAUCCAUAUACAAGAUGACUGGCGAGAUGGUCAAGCUGCCUUCCGACGAGGAUACACCUGAAAAGCGCGUCGACAAGAUCUUUAGAAAUAUGGAUAGAGAUAAGGAUGCUAAACUCACCUAUGAAGAGUUCGUAGAGGGAAGCAAGCAGGACCCCACGAUUGUGCAGGCGCUUUCCUUGUAUGAUGGAUUGGUGUAGUGAUAAGAUUUCGCGUCGCUGUCUAUGUAUUUCUCCUUCUUAUCUCAUCGUCUUUGCUCCGUCGACAACGUACCACACCUAGAUGGGACAAGCAGAGCCUAGUAAUAUCAGGCUUAUCUACUCCGUCGAAAUUUGAUGUAUACUUCGCGAGAGGUAGCGGUUGAAGAUGAGACGCACUCAAUACCAUCAGUUUAUUUUGCCAGUUUACCAUAUUUCUGCAAAACUCUGUCUUCUACAUUCUUUCCAACCCACGUGUAUAGGCUUUCGGCAAACUCGAGAUUGUCUUUUUCUGCUUUGAAGAGCUUAUUGAAGUCUUGUGGGCCAGCAGGUGCCGCUGCAGCAUUCGCGAACGGAGAUGCAGUCAUAUCCCGUGAAGAAUCGGCCGAAUUGUCGUUGCCCAAAAUUAGACGGUAAAGGCCAUUCAGGCCAAAGAAGUUGAGGAAGUACCAGGAUAGGGAGGAGACCCAGCGAACAUCCAUAUCUGGGGUCUCUAUGCCACGCUGAAGCAUAGAUUUGAAUCCCAAGGUCAAAGGAAACGGAAGUUUGAUGAGAACGAAACCUUGGAAGAAAAAGUUGAUCCAACCCAUGAUGAUCAUCUGCGGCACCAUCAUCACCAUUUGGGUUUUCAUGCCAGCCAUCAUUCCUUCCAUUGCAGCAGGAUCUGUGAGAGGACUGGGAGGAGUGGUGGGAGCGUCGCUCUUCGGUGGUCCGUCUUUAAGAUACGUUCCAUUCGUGAAGGCUUCCGACAAAUGUCUGGAGAUAGGUGCGUAGAAUGUUGGGGGCAAUGGUGAAUUGGCUGACGUAGCCCGAAGGAUCUGCGCACGCGCUAGCGCUCUUUGCUCACGAAUUGCAGCCCUUGAUUGUUUUUUUGGAGUAGAUUGCAAUAAUAGAACGA
Laccaria bicolor S238N-H82 is the source of this 1471-nucleotide messenger RNA. RefSeq lists its product as uncharacterized. Gene Ontology annotation, molecular function: calcium ion binding. Bases 4 to 576 code for a protein of 190 amino acids. The record is from RefSeq and is a predicted model, not a curated record. The transcript has 10 exons. Lineage: Eukaryota; Fungi; Basidiomycota; Agaricomycetes; Agaricales; Hydnangiaceae. Gene Ontology annotation, cellular component: membrane; cytosol; intracellular membrane-bounded organelle.